ACGGAAGGGAAAAGACUUCAGAAAGACUGGCCAAAUGUGCAAUGUUGCAGUGAGUAAACAAUAAAGAAUCGUCACCAUGAAAUUAAUUUUGGUAUUUCUUUUCUGCAUCGCAGCAGCCGAAGAAAUCUUGGAAUAUGAUAAUGAAGCCGAUGAUGAAGAAGUCACAAAUGCUCCUCAAGCCACAAAUGAUACAGACGAGAUAACUGAUCCUCGAGGUAACAGACCUGAAGGUAAUUAUCAUGUGACUGAAAGACGUCAACCAUUAGUCACAAGCGCCAGAAGAUCAAGGUAUCGGACUACCCCAACCCAGGCACAAACAUCUAGACAGGUGAAAGUUGUCAACGACAAAGGAGGCUGCAUCUCUUUCAUCGAAGAUCUGGGAGUACUCUGCCCAAAUGGAUGUGUCCUCAGGACGUCUCUUUUAAAGGAGGAAAGCAACAUGAUACCAGUCGUGCAAAAUUUACAAUUGCAAAUUUCAAAUCUUUCCCUGUCUACAAAUAGAAUUAAUAUCUAUGUGGAAAGAGUGGAAACUGAAAUGAACCAGCGUGAAUCACGACACUUAGGUAACAAUGACAUAGUGAGUUCAUACAACACAGAACUUGAAGAACGUUUUACAUUGGUCAAAGAGUCGGUAUCAACAACACUUCCUUCAUCCAUUCGCCAAAUGCGUUCCCUGGUGGACAGUCUCAAAGAGAAGCUGCAAAAUCUGGAACGGGCAGUAUUGAAACAGAAAGAAUAUUGCGCAGACCCAUGCACAGUUUCCUGCAACAUUCCAGUCGUUUCAGGCAAAGAAUGUAAUGAGAUUUACGAAAAAGGUGGUCAAACAUCUCAGCUUUACUUAAUACAACCGGAUUCCUUCAAGUUACCUUACAAAGUUUAUUGUGAUAUGACAACAGAUGAAGGAGGAUGGACUCUGAUACAAAAUAGACAAGAUGGCAGUGUUGACUUUGGCAGAUCCUGGGAUGACUACAAAAAGGGCUUUGGUAACAUAGCAUUGAAUUCAGCAAAAGGUUACUGUGAUACGCCAGGUGAAUAUUGGCUGGGAAAUGAUCGAAUCAGUGAAUUGACAAAACUGAGACCUACUGCGCUCCUCUUUGAAAUGCAAGACUGGUCGGAAAACCGCGUGAAUGCCCACUAUAAUGCAUUUGUGGUGCAGUCUGAAAUCAGCAAAUAUCGGCUUUCAGUCAAUGGCUAUUCAGGGGUGGCUGGCAAUACACUUAUGGAAGGGACCAAACUGCUCUUUGGCCUAAACCGUUCGAUGACUAUCCAUCAGGACAUGAUGUUCAGUACAUAUGACAGAGACAAUGAUGGAUGGUUACCCAAUGACCCAAGCAAGCAAUGCGCAAGAGAAGAUGGCGGUGGAUGGUGGUACAACAGGUGUCAUUCUUCAAAUCCAAAUGGAAGAUAUUAUUGGAACGGGCACUAUACAAAACAAAUGACAAAUCAUGGCACUGAUGAUGGAAUAGUGUGGAUGGACUGGAAAGGAUCAUGGUAUUCAUUGAAAAAGAUGAGCAUGAAAACGCGCCCAGUGUUCACAAACUCAAAUCCACACAAUGAACAAAUACCUCAAUCGUUGCUCGAAGGUUAAAGAAUGUGGAAGCAAAAAUAAAUAUUGCAUGUA
This is a messenger RNA of Leucoraja erinaceus (little skate), 1621 nucleotides long. It is a transcript of the gene fgb, whose product is annotated as fibrinogen beta chain. The transcript is spliced from 8 exons. Gene Ontology annotation, biological process: platelet activation; blood coagulation; protein polymerization. Gene Ontology annotation, cellular component: fibrinogen complex. The coding region runs from base 77 to 1588 and encodes 503 amino acids. Gene Ontology annotation, molecular function: signaling receptor binding. The record is from RefSeq and is a predicted model, not a curated record. NCBI's taxonomy places the organism in Eukaryota, Metazoa, Chordata, Chondrichthyes, Rajiformes, Rajidae.